Microthlaspi erraticum is the source of this 1560-nucleotide messenger RNA. Lineage: Eukaryota; Viridiplantae; Streptophyta; Magnoliopsida; Brassicales; Brassicaceae. The record is from the annotation of a GenBank genome assembly.
AUGCUUGGAGCCGGAGCAAUAUGGGGAUUAACGGGCACAACGGUGACAAGCCUUAUGUUCAUUUGGGCGUUAUACUCACAAUACGUCCCUCUCAAUAUCCAAGACUACGUUAAGAGCUACGCUCACAGAUACGCUCACAAGAUGAUUGGAUGGAUCUCUUCCGACGUUGCAAUAAAAUUCAACGAGUACACAGAAGAAGGUCUCAAGAGAAGCGAGAACUACGACGCCAUCCGCAACUAUCUAUCAACCAAUUCCGCUGCUCGUGCAAAGAGGUUAAAGGCCGACGAAUCUAAAAACAGCAGAUCGUUGGUGUAUAGCAUGGACGAUCACCAGGAAGUUGAAGAUGUGUUUAGAGGUGUGAAGGUGAAGUGGUAUUCUAAUGUGAAAGAGACUCGGACUCAGUCUAAUGAUGGUCGAAGCAGCUCGGACGAGAGAAGGUUUUACACGCUUACUUCCCAUACACGACACAGAGAAAUGGUCCAAACGACUUACGUGGAGCAUGUUUUGAGAGAAGGGAGAGAGAUUGGGUUGAGGAACAGAGAGAGGAAGCUUUACACUAACAACUCGAGUCAAGAAUGGAUGCCUUGGAGGUCAGGAAAGUGGAGCAACGUUCCUUUUCAUCAUCCGGCUACGUUCGAGACUUUGGCUAUGGAACUUGAGAAGAAAGAAGCGAUCCAGAAGGAUCUGACAAAGUUUAGAAAUGGGAAAGAUUAUUACAAGAAGGUCGGGAAGCCGUGGAAGAGAGGUUAUCUCUUGUUUGGACCGCCCGGGACAGGGAAGUCGACGAUGAUAUCAGCAAUAGCGAAUUUCUUGGAGUACGAUGUGUAUGAUCUUGAGCUAACGACGGUGAAGGAUAAUUCAGAGCUUAAGAAGUUGUUGCUUGAGACACAAGGCAAGUCGAUCAUUGUUGUUGAAGACAUUGAUUGCUCGCUUGACCUAACGGGGCAGAGAAAGACGAAAAAGGAAGAAGACGACGAUGAGGAGAAGAAGAAGGAAGCUGAGAAGAAGGAGAGAAGGGAAGGAGAGAAGCAGAGUAAAGUGACAUUGUCAGGGCUGUUAAACUCCAUUGAUGGUUUAUGGUCAGCUUGUAGCGAUGAGAAGAUUAUUAUAUUCACAACGAACUACGUUGAUAAGCUUGAUCCGGCGUUGAUAAGAAGAGGAAGAAUGGACAACCAUAUUGAGAUGUCUUAUUGCAGGUUUGAAGCGUUCAAGGUUUUGGCUAAGAACUACUUGGAUAUUGACUCACACAGUUUGUUUGGAGAAAUCAAGAGAUUGCUCGAGGAAAAUGACAUGUCCCCUGCGGAUGUUGCGGAGACUUUGAUGCCGAAAUCUGAUGAAGAAGAUGCGGACAUUUGCGUCGAGCGUUUGGUCAGGAUUUUGGAGGAAGAUAAGGAGAAGGCGAGGAAGUUGGCUCUAGAAGAAGAGAAGAAGAAAGCAGAGAAGGAAGAGAAGAUGAAGAAGAAAGAAGCAGAUGAAGAAGAGAAGAUGAAAGCAGAGAAGGAAGAGAAGAUGAAAAAGAAGAAAGCAGAUGAAGAAGAGAAUAAGGCAGAGGAAGAAUAG